AUACCAGGGUACCACCAUGUCCAACAUGUAUCCCUCUCUCUCUCUCUCUUUGUAGUACAAAUCGGAAUCACAAUUGUAGAAGGUAAAAAAGGUGACCAAAAUGAAAUAGUGUAUAGUAGAAGGAAACCUAAACGCAGCCGUUUCGUUACGUAGUUGGACAGAGAGACACUUUAGCCUUCGUUUUUUUUGGUUUUGGGUACCAAACUCUUUUUCUCUCUCUUGCCGUCUUCCGUCGUCUUCGCUCUCUCUCUCUCUCUCUCUCCGUUUCUUCUCCGAGCCGGAAAAAGCCCAAAACCCUUGAAUCAAACAUCAGCGGUAUCGCUCGCUGCUACUGAUUAGAACCAAAAAAAAACUUCAAAAUUAGAAAGAACUUCUGACUGGAUCUCUUAUUGUUCUUUCCUGUAUUCGUUGAUCGUCAAUAAAAACCCUUUUUGCAACCUUUCUCACAAGCGCUUACAACUCGUGGGGCGUCGAUUUUGCUUGUUUGGUUUGAAGAUCGUGCCUCUUAUAUUCAUGACUCUGUUUUGGCCAAGAGAUUGACUUCAUCUGUUGGGAAUUCGUUAGAUCAAUUUUUUUAGGAGUUUUCUGGGUUUGGUGCUUUCGAGGGGAUUUGGUGGGUGAUGGGUAGUAGUGAUGAGGGAAACAGCAAGGCGAUUGAUGCGUCUGUAGGAGGUUUGGUUUGGGUCCGACGCCGUAACGGGUCAUGGUGGCCGGGUCGGAUUAUGGCUCAUCACGAGGUUCCUGACGGUACUAUCGUUUCUCCCAAAUCUGGCACUCCUAUCAAACUUCUAGGUCGUGACGAUGCUAGCGUGGAUUGGUAUAAUCUUGAAAAGUCCAAGAGGGUGAAGGCGUUUCGUUGUGGGGAGUAUGAUGCUUGCAUUGAGAUAGCAAAGGCUUCUGUAUCGACCACUAGUAAGAAGGCUGUCAAGUAUGCCCGCCGAGAAGAUGCCAUUGCCCAUGCUCUAGAGAUUGAGAGUGCACACCUUGCCAAAGAUAACCCAGAGUGUAUUGAGAAGCCUAGUACAUCUGGUGAGGUUCCUAGAAGAUGUUAUUCCAGAAAGGGUAAUGAGGACUCUGGGGAUGUGGCAGAGACUAAAGUUGCAUUGCAGUCUAAUAAGUCUUUAAAAAAAACCAAUAAGGUCAAAGCUUCUAAGGUGCAGACCUUGUCAGUGAAGAGAAGAAGAACACCAAAUGACUCGGAAGAUGAUGGGACUGAAGGCAACAAACGAAUGAGAGGACUUGAGGAUAUUGGAUUAAAAGGAAAAGUACAGGUCGGUGCAGUGCUCGAGGAUAAGCAGGAAAAUAAUACAAACAUCAAUGGUUCUUUGACGAAUGAGAGUCUUUCCAAUGGUAGUAGCAGGGAUUGCUCGCCGUCAAUUAAAAGGAAUAGGUCACCUGUUAGAAAUGCUAAUGAAUACUCUAUAAGAAGAACCCGACAACGGCCACUAACAAAAGUGUUAGAGAGUACAGCUAUGGUAUCUGUUCCUCUUACCCGUGAUGAACUUGUCAAUUCUGAUUGUUCGCCUCCUCCAGGGCUUUCAGAAAACAAAGUUUCUGCUGUAAUAAAAAAUUAUAAUUCGGACAACAAUGGGGUUUUAUGUGAGAGUGUCCCUGUUUCAAACGCUUCUAAAAACAAUGUUGAUGCGAUCCAUAGCAAGGCCAAAGAGAGUGAAAUCUCGAACAUAUCACUUUCGGCAAAUGAUGACACGUCCAAUGUGUUAUUUGAUGUUCCACUGAUUGGAGAAGAAAAUUACUCUACAGGAAUUACGACGGCAGCGUUCACAUGUUCUUCACCCACGAAGGCUCUUGUUUCUGGACCGACAAGGCGGCUUAGUCAGAGUAGCCAUAAUGAUGUAGUGAAAAACGAAGGAAGUAAUGGAUUGAUUGAGAAGAGCACUUCAAAGUGGCAGCUAAAAGGGAAAAGGAAUUCAAGGCAGAUGAGUAAAAAACAAGAAGAAAGAAGAAAUGCUUACGCCGAAGCCAACAACAAUUUUCUGUCUCGUUGCUCUGUCUCUGAUCAAAAGCUAAACGGUCAUUUCAAUCCUUCAACGGUUGAAGUGCUUGAAGAUGGAUCAUGUGACCUCAUUGUGAGUAGUCAUCUCAAUCCCCUUGGUGUGCCAAUGGUUGAUGAUGCGAAGCCAAAACCGUCAUCAAAAAAGAAAGCCAAGAAAAAGAAAUCACAUUUUCCUCCAUAUAAAUCAUCAAAGUCAAAUAAAUCUUUAUCUCUAUCCAUAAAGACAAGGUGUCUCUCAACACUAAGUGGGCAGAAGCUGACAGUAAGUUGCAAGAAGAAGGUGAUGAUAGAGAAGACGAAAGAAAGAGUUGUAUCUUGCAUCCCUCUGAAAGUAGCAUUCAGUAGGAUAAAUGAAGCACUGAAGGGAUCAACGAGACAAGUGCACAGAGCAUUACCAUCUGUAGGCAAUACAUGAUGAGAUGAGUUUGGUCUCUUUUCUAUUUCCUGCCAUUUGUUUUUUACGUUCAUUUACCUCGGUUCUUAAGCAUUCACCGAGAUGAAAUUAGCCCGGUCUUAGGGGGCGAUGGAUGGUGUUACUGUACAAUACAGAGAUACAUAUAUAGGCCUUGUGAGAAAGAACAAAAAAGAAAAGAAAAGGAAGUGAAGUUGUAUAUACAUAUAUUCUAAAGAGCUUCUCUAGCUAUGUUUUGUCGCUUUGACGCUCUA
Camelina sativa (false flax) is the source of this 2680-nucleotide messenger RNA. NCBI's taxonomy places the organism in Eukaryota, Viridiplantae, Streptophyta, Magnoliopsida, Brassicales, Brassicaceae. The record is from RefSeq and is a predicted model, not a curated record.